Hibiscus syriacus is the source of this 1729-nucleotide messenger RNA. RefSeq names its product eukaryotic initiation factor 4A-8. Gene Ontology annotation, cellular component: cytoplasmic stress granule. Gene Ontology annotation, molecular function: ATP binding; RNA helicase activity; translation initiation factor activity. The transcript is spliced from 5 exons. NCBI's taxonomy places the organism in Eukaryota, Viridiplantae, Streptophyta, Magnoliopsida, Malvales, Malvaceae. Gene Ontology annotation, biological process: cytoplasmic translational initiation. Bases 188 to 1429 code for a protein of 413 amino acids. The record is from RefSeq and is a predicted model, not a curated record.
UAAAAACCUAAGAGAGAAGCCAAUUCCCAGCACUUUAGAUUUGUUGUUCUUGUCCUUGUUGUUUUUGUCUUCGCCAUCUCUCUCUUUGCUCCGCCUCUUUUCAACUCCACGGCGCAGAUUCGAGGAGUAUCCGAUUCUCGAUCAAAAGUUUACCCUUUGCUCUUACUCACUUCAUCUGCUUCGAGUCAUGGCAGGUUUGGCACCAGAAGGAUCCCAAUUUGAUGCUCGUCAAUAUGAUCAGAAAAUGAGUGACUUGCUCCAGACUGAUGGAGAUGAUUUUUUCACAAGUUAUGAUGAAGUUUAUGACAGUUUUGAUGCGAUGGGACUUCUAGAGAACCUUCUGAGGGGUAUCUAUGCAUAUGGUUUUGAGAAGCCUUCUGCCAUCCAGCAAAGAGGAAUUGUUCCAUUCUGUAAAGGUCUUGAUGUGAUUCAGCAGGCACAAUCUGGAACUGGGAAGACAGCAACUUUCUGCUCUGGAAUUCUCCAGCAACUUGACUAUGCUGUAGUCCAAUGCCAGGCUCUGGUUUUGGCACCCACUAGGGAGUUGGCACAACAGAUUGAGAAAGUGAUGCGAGCACUUGGUGAUUACCUCGGUGUUAAAGUCCAUGCUUGUGUUGGCGGGACAAGUGUUCGCGAGGAUCAGCGCAUACUUCAAAGUGGCGUUCAUGUUGUUGUUGGUACUCCUGGUCGUGUCUUUGACAUGUUGAGAAGGCAGUCUCUUCGUCCUGAUUACAUUAAGAUGUUUGUCUUGGAUGAGGCUGAUGAGAUGCUUUCCCGUGGUUUUAAGGACCAGAUCUAUGAUAUCUUCCAGUUGCUUCCAUCCAAGAUUCAGGUUGGAGUGUUUUCUGCUACAAUGCCACCUGAAGCCCUCGAUAUUACUAGGAAAUUCAUGAAUAAACCUGUUAGAAUUUUGGUUAAGCGUGAUGAGUUAACCCUUGAGGGUAUCAAGCAGUUCUAUGUGAAUGUUGAAAAGGAAGAAUGGAAGCUUGAAACACUGUGUGAUCUGUAUGAGACCCUGGCCAUUACUCAGAGUGUCAUUUUCGUGAACACAAGGCGCAAGGUCGACUGGUUAACUGACAAGAUGCGAAGUCGUGACCACACCGUUUCUGCCACCCAUGGAGACAUGGACCAGAAUACUCGUGACAUCAUUAUGCGUGAAUUCCGCUCUGGUUCUUCUCGUGUUCUCAUCACCACUGAUCUCCUGGCUCGUGGUAUUGAUGUGCAGCAAGUCUCUCUAGUAAUAAACUACGAUCUGCCAACUCAACCAGAAAACUACCUCCAUCGUAUCGGACGAAGUGGAAGGUUCGGAAGAAAAGGUGUGGCCAUCAACUUUGUGACUACAGAUGAUGAGAGAAUGCUGUUCGACAUCCAGAAAUUCUACAAUGUGAUCAUCGAGGAGCUUCCAUCAAACGUUGCUGAUCUCCUUUGAAGAGAGAUUACCCAUUUUGAAGAUUGUUCCGGCAAGGUGGUUUUGUUGUUUCGGCAAGUCCUAUUUAGCUUGCCCCCUUUCUUUUUCUUUUUGCUUAUCUAGUGUCCUAAGUUAAUGUUGUUCUUAAACAUAUCUGACCAUUUAAUGGCAUGGGUCCUGCACAAUCGCUCCAUAAAGAUUGUCCAGUUUUUCCCACUCCUUUGUGGUGGGUUUAAUAUGCUAUAUCAAGCUUUUUUGCAGCAGUUAGGGUUUUUUUAGUUGUGCGUCUUUCUUUUAGUUAUAUAAAAAUUAUGAAAUCCU